AUGUCACAGCCGAAAAAGGUUUUGUCAGGGAAGGUAGCCGUCGUUACAGGAUCGACGAGAGGAAUCGGCCUUGGCGUUGCGACGCAGCUGGCGAUGGUGGGAGCUGAUGUUAUCCUUAACGGCAAGCACCCGACCCCCCGGGAUCCGACGAUUCUUGAAAAAGUGGGAGCUUACGGCACGCGUGUUCGCUACUUUGGUGCCGACAUGAGGAGGCGCGCAGACAUUGAGUCUUUGGUGAGGUUCACAGAGAAGGAGCUUGGAUCCAUAGACAUUCUGGUAAAUAACGCCGGUGUUACACAUAUCUCUCCGGUAGAAACCUUUCCUUUGGAGAUGUGGGAUGAAAUUAUUGCGAUGAACCUCACAGCCCCAUUUCAUGCUACACAACUGUGUCUGCCAGGCAUGCGUCAGCGCGGGUGGGGACGUGUUAUUAACAUCGCCUCAGUCCAUGGGUUGGUGAGUUCAGUGCAUAAAUCAGCCUACUGUGCGGCUAAACAUGGUUUAAUUGGAUUUACCAAAACUGUGGCUUUGGAAACUGCUACAACAGGAAUUACCUGCAAUGCGAUAUGUCCCGGAUUUGCCUAUACACCUCUGGUGGAGAAGCAAAUCAGGGCGGCUGCUGAUACAAAAUACGGCGGUGACAUUAAUAUUGCAACUCAGGCGCUUCUUGCCGAAAAACACCCUUCCAAAGCAUUUGUCACGGUCGAGCAGAUUGGAGAUGUCGCGGUGUUUCUUGCGAGUCCAGCGGCGGACCAGAUCCGCGGCACUACGAUCACUGUGGAUGGUGGAUGGGUCGCUCAAUGA
This is a messenger RNA of Trypanosoma rangeli, 801 nucleotides long. Its product is annotated as NAD(P)-dependent oxidoreductase. Gene Ontology annotation, molecular function: 3-hydroxybutyrate dehydrogenase activity. The record is from RefSeq and is a predicted model, not a curated record. NCBI's taxonomy places the organism in Eukaryota, Euglenozoa, Kinetoplastea, Trypanosomatida, Trypanosomatidae. The transcript has a single exon. Bases 1 to 801 code for a protein of 266 amino acids.